This is a messenger RNA of Lithohypha guttulata, 1473 nucleotides long. RefSeq lists its product as uncharacterized. Gene Ontology annotation, molecular function: RNA binding. NCBI's taxonomy places the organism in Eukaryota, Fungi, Ascomycota, Eurotiomycetes, Chaetothyriales, Trichomeriaceae. The coding region runs from base 1 to 1473 and encodes 490 amino acids. The transcript is spliced from 3 exons. The record is from RefSeq and is a predicted model, not a curated record.
AUGACUAAUACAACUCCAGCACCAGCCGCUGCGCCAACACAAAACGCAUCUUCUCUUUUAGAGUCCCUGAAGGCUUUGGCGGCCAAACAGGCGCCUAACGUCUCUGCUGCGCCUGUCACGCCAGCCACUGCUUCAAAUAAUCUAAAUGCCUUGCUGGGGUUACAAAAUGCUGUACCACAGUCGACCACACCUGUAAACCAAGGACAAGGUCAAAAUGUAAAUCCUUUGGCUGCUCUCAUGGCGGGCAUGAACAAUGGAACGCAGCCUCAAGUUGCUCACAAUCAAGCUGCGAAUCCUCUAGCUGCUCUUUUCCCCCAGCAGCAACAAGCUCCAGCUGUUCCCAAUCCUCCUGCAGUAGCGCCAGAUGCUCAAGCUACACUUCAAUUGGUACAAUUGAUGGCACAGCAAGGCAUUCCGCCAGAUCAAUGGGCUGCUACGUUGCAAGUAUUGAAUAUGCAAAAUCAGGCUGGUAAGGGCGGCAUGCCGUUUCCUCCUCCGCCUAUCCCAGGUUUCGGCCAGAUCGACCAAUCACGUGAUCGAGAUGGCCAUUUACGGUCUCCUGCUGAUACUGGUCGACGCCGUUCACGUUCUCCAGAUUAUGGUCGUCGGAGUGGUAGACCCGGUAGUCCUGUCAACGACCGGUUUCGUAAUGGCAGCGAUAGACGAGGCAAUGAAUACCGUCAACGUAGCCCAGUGGGUCGCAGACGCCGAAGUCCCACACCACCUGAGCAAGAUCUGCCCCCACCUGGCGAAAAAUACAUCGAUUGGGAUCACAACCUACCAAAGGAUAAUAUCAAGGUCCUUAGUAGAACACUCUUCGUUGGUGGUGUAACCUCGAGCGAAGCACACCUGCGAUCAUUGUUUGCGAGAUUCGGCAUUGUGCAGACCUGCAUCGUCAAUGUCGACAAGCGGCAUGCAUUCGUCAAGAUGAUCAACCGCAAAGAUGCUGAACUUGCACGCAACGGUAUGGAGGAGUAUCGAGACGGGUCCACGCAGUUACGAACCAAAUGGGGCGUUGGCUUUGGGCCACGAGACUGUAGCGACUAUCAAACAGGUGUCAGCAUAAUUCCUGUGUAUCGGUUAACCGAUGCAGACCGAAAAUGGAUGGUCAGCGCAGAAUAUGGUGGCACUGGUGGCAAGCCUAUUCAGGAGGGUAUGAUCGUUGAAGAGCCUGACAUUGAAAUCGGUGCAGGUGUUUCAUCCAAAGCCAUGAGCAAGAGAAUACCUACCGACCAAGGUGGUCGACGAGGUCCGCAAUCCUCAGGGAGGGACGACCGACCCGUAGGAAGAAACGAUCGUCGGUUCGGCGACGAUCAAAGAGAUGACCGACCGGGUUCGAGCUCUGGCAACCCGAACAUGAUACCCUUCCCUAUGGGUUUUCCAAUGAUGCCAAAUGGGAUGCCCAUGAUGCCGCCUGGCUUUCCAUUUCCCUUCCCUCAGCAGAACCAGGACGGCGACAAGGGAGGCCAAUGA